This is a messenger RNA of Spirodela intermedia, 2778 nucleotides long. NCBI's taxonomy places the organism in Eukaryota, Viridiplantae, Streptophyta, Magnoliopsida, Alismatales, Araceae. The record is from the annotation of a GenBank genome assembly.
AUGAGGGGAAGAAGCUACAGCUACAGUCCUUCUCCGCCAAGAGGUUACGGAAGAAGAGGUCGUAGCCCUAGCCCUAGAGGACGUUACGGAGGGCGUGGAAGAGAUCUUCCUACUAGUCUUCUGGUCCGAAACCUUCGCCACGAUUGUAGGUAAGCUAUUUUGGCUACUGCUUUCCGCACCCAAUAGUCUCUUGUCUUCGUAUGUAUUCUCUCGGUCAGAUGCAUAUGCGUCGUAAACUACCGGUCUCAGAUAGGUGUCUCCGCCUGUGAAUGUUUAAACUUGAAUCAAGACGGGCAUACAGUUGACGUUAGGGGAUUGCUGUUGAAAAUUCUCUACAUGAUUGGGAUAUUUUUCUCCCAAUAUGUUUAUUUUAUAUUACUUGAUCUCAUAGUUGAUCGUGCAUUGGUUUGUCGUAGGUCCUUAUUACACGCCUCUUUUUGUAGACCAUAUAACAUAAACUUAUGCAAGUGAUUAUUAUUCAACUAUUUUCUCCAACUGUCGGUGGAAAUUUUAGCCUCGGGCAAUGCUUUUGGCGGUUGUGAUAUGUUUUCUAUGCUGGACUUCAAGCUUUCUAUCAGACACGCUUUUUUUCAUAGAUGCGAAGAUUGUCUUUUGAUUUUUGGAAAUCAUCUGUGGCGUACAGUCUAAGCUUUUUAAUGCUCAUGCAGGCCUGAUGAUCUUCGAAGGGCAUUUGGUCAGUUUGGUCCUAUUAAGGAUAUAUAUUUGCCACGUGAUUACUACACCGGGUGAGUAGCACUGAUGGCACCAUGUUGCAGGGUAGUGCGAUCUUUCAGUGAUGUUCAGGAAUUAUUUUCUGUCGCUGACUGUUUUAUCGGCAAUUUAUUGUCUGAUUACUGAAACAAUGACCUUCCUCUUUUCUCCAUAUUUAAUGUGAUGCCGGUUCUGUUAGGAUUUUAUAUAUGUUUUCGCAGUUGACAUUUGUGUCAAUUCCCCAAUAUAGCUCGCUUGUUUUGCUGAGUACAUUGCACAUGUUUAAUUGCAAUUCCAAAUUCGCUAUCUUAGGUUUGGUUCUCAGUUUCUUGGAUUCGACGUUUGUUUUCAUCAUCUUCUAUUUCACUUUUUGUUAAGUGCAUAUCAGCCCCUUGUUGAAAGCAUUACAUUAUGCAUAAAGUGGAUGAUGAUCAUUGUUAUAGCAGAACAGAAAGGCACCCAGCUCGUAGCAUACACCAACACUGCAUCCAUCUUUCCAAGCGUAUUAUGCCCUCCUGUCUCACAUGUUUGAUGCCUUUGAUAACUUAGAAUUAUGUUGGAUUUGAACGCAUUUUAUAAUCUCACGAUGCCAACUAGCAAGUGGCAUCUAGAUUUUUGGGCCAGAUGGUAACGCUUGCAUUCCUACCCAACUCUCUCUCUCUGUCCUCUGGUAUAGCUGAUGUUGGUCAGUGUUUGGCCACAUUGAGGGAUAAACCUGUUCUGUCCUGUCCCUGCCCUGCCCUGCCCUGCCCUGCGGGAUUUGGUCUUUGAUUCCGAAGCCGACUCCAGGCGAUUUCUCAUCAGUCUACAAUCCAGGCUUGGUUUGGCCUAGCUUUUGGCAUCUGCUGACGUACCUGCAAGCUUUGAUAUUUGUUGUCCAGCGCAGACUCCCUGUUUUUUGCUCUACGAGAUGGUUAAUCUGCUUGCUCUCACGCUGUCAUGAGCUCUUUUAAUUUGUCGACAUGUAACAUUCUUCAGUAUGUGCCUUUUUGUUUUGAAUUGUGUGUUGGAUUCAUUUAUUAAGGCUCUUGAGAUUUAACAGCCGAAAUAAAGUUGUGAAGACAUCUAUCAAGUAUAAGGGUCCUUUUGAAGAGGAUGUUAUGUGUUUGUGAAGAAGAUAUUGGCCGGUGAGAUGGGAAGAAGUUGGGUUUGAAGUUGUACGUUUUCAAGAGAUUCGGGUCUUGAAGAAUUUGAAGUCAUCUUUAAUCUCUGAAGAGUGAAAGGUCAGCAGCCUAGUGCUUGCUUUACUUGAAUUACACCAAGAAAAUACACCCCCCCCCCCCCCCGGCGAAAAAAAAGGCAUUUUUUCUCCGCUUUGACUUGGCCCGAAUCAUGAACCCCGCAGAAUGAUUUUGCUCUCGUCAAUUUCCUCAUUUCACUGAAGUUUCGCAGUUGUAUUGACUUUCUAUUCCAUUUCUGACGUGAAACCUUCGUCCGUUCCCCUUUUGCAGAGAUCCACGAGGGUUCGGCUUCGUCCAGUUUGUGGACUCGGCCGACGCGAAUGAAGCCAAGUACCAGAUGGACGGGCAGAUGCUGCUCGGGAGGGAGCUGACUGUCGUAUUCGCGCAGGAGAACCGGAAGAAGCCAUCAGACAUGAGGGCAAGAGAGAGAGUGAGGUGAGCACACCCACCCACCCACCCUUCAACGUUGAACCCACCAUCUUCCUUCAUCUCGCUCUCUCUCCCUCUCUCUCUGUCAGCAGCAGCAGAGGAAGAGACAGCCGCCGGGAGCGCUCUCUGUCUCGCUCCCCGCGGUACUCUCGCUCACCGCGCGCGGGGAGGUCCCGCAGCCGCAGUUAUGACUCUCCUUCGCCGAGGAGACGGCACUCCAGGUGGGUCCCAUCCUCAACAAAGCUUGUAGCGCCUCUCUCUCGCUCUUGUUUCUCUCUGAUCAUCAUCGUUCUAAUGGGCAAUGAGCAGGUCGGUUUCGCCGAGCAGGAGGAGCCACAGAGGAGGAUCGUUCUCGCGCUCUCCCUACGGGUCGAGGAGCAGGAGCCCCCCGCCGCCCGCUGAGGACAACUCGAGGAGAGCCCUGCGGAGGGAGCGUUCCGUCUCGCCGAGCGAGUGA